Molecule: messenger RNA, 2674 nt
Organism: Oryzias melastigma (Indian medaka)
Lineage: Eukaryota; Metazoa; Chordata; Actinopteri; Beloniformes; Adrianichthyidae
Gene: spon2a
Product: spondin 2a, extracellular matrix protein
Exons: 6
Coding region: 1038-2042 (334 amino acids)
Biological process (GO): cell adhesion
Cellular component (GO): extracellular matrix
Source: RefSeq, a predicted model, not a curated record
AAUCUCCUUUCAUCAACAGAAAAAAAUGAGAGGAGUUUUAAAGAAAAUGACAAAUGAGGAUAUGUUUUCAGUUUUUUAGGCCCAUGUAAAUUAUCUACGUGGAAAAUUGUUGUUUAUGUGUGAUUCAGACUCUUUUCAUCCCAUUUUCCCCCACAAAUAGAUCAACAGAAAGUGGAUCAAAGGAGCUGAAAGAAUGCAGAACCACAUGGAGAGUGGAUGUAGCUACCUAACUGUUUUUGACUGUGGGACAUGAAAAUCUAAAUUGUUACCUGAUCCUUUCCCCUUUCUCCUCCAUUGCUUGUGACUCCUGAUGGGGGAGAUCUGAAGGCGACCGUUUGGGUCUGAUGUGGUGCAGAUCUUCCACAGUUGUGGGUCUGAAGUGAUCACUCCUGCUGCUUUGCUUUCUCACAAACUGGAAAAAAAGAAAUCUUUGACACACAUUCUCCCUUACACAGAUGUGUACAAACGGCUUCAUUUAGUUUUUAUUUUACUCCUUCACAGGCCAUGUGUGUACCAGCUGUCCCUUUAUAGAGCACACACAUUUAGCCGGGUUCCUCAAUGAGAUCACUGGGAGCAGAACUGGAAUUAAAACCCCAGAAAACCACUUGAAAUCCUUUAAUUUCCUUCCUAAGUGUAAUUAAAGUUGCUCUAAAUGAUUCUGUCUGAACCGUUUUUGCUCUUUCUAGGUUUCUGCUCUCAGGUGGGGAGAAAAAGCAAAAUCCACCAAUGUGGUGUUGAUUACUAACAGCAAUGAGCCCAAAAGAUAGACGAAGGGAAGGAGACGGGACGGUGGAGGAGUGCCUUUCCAUACAAGGAGAUGUGGGGCAAAAAAAAAAAAAAUGGGAGGAGAAAGCAAAAGACACAGAGAGGGAGAGCAAGGUAACAUGAGGAGAAUCAGGGAGGAGAGAAAUUUGGAAACGAUAGAGUGGGGUAGUCUGAUAAGGCUGCAGCAGUGAGACCAGAGGGGAAGAGGGGACGGGAGCUGUAUCCUCCUCACGCUGCUGCUUCUCUGUCACCGGCUCAGCGAUCCUACACAGAUGAUGUCAUCAGACCGGCAGACCUGCGGUUGGCGGCGGCAGCUGCUCAUUGUGCUCGUCAGGCUUUGUCUGGCUCUCGCUGGGCCUUUGCGACCACUCAACGGGACAGAGUGCACAGCCAGGAGUCCUGCUUCCUACAUUUUGGUCUUUUCAGGUCACUGGAGCCCCCAGUCCUUCCCAAAGCAGUAUCCACUGUUCCGGCCCCCAGCGCAGUGGUCCAAACUCAUAGCGGUCAGCCACAAUCACCAUUUCAGGCUAUGGGAGGAGGGCGCAGCAGCCAGUCUGGGGGUGCAGAAGUUUGCUGAACUCGGGGUGACAGUGGAGUUGAUGAAGGCGGGAAAAGAGGCCAGGAAGAAGCGCACGGUCGGCGCCAUGCAGCGAACGGCGGGCAUUCCCAACGGCAUCGGGCACAGCUCCACGGAGAUGUUCAUGCAGCCGCGGAGCUCGCUGCUGUCCCUGAUGGUGAAGAUGAUCCCCAGUCCUGACUGGUUUGUUGGUGUGAGCAGUCUGAACCUCUGUGAGGGUAACCACUGGAAACAGGAAGUGACGGUCAACCUCCAACCUUACGAUGCGGGGACCAACAGUGGCUUCACUUUUUCCUCCCCCAAAUUCCCCACCAGCCCGCCAGAAAACAUCUCAAAGAUCACAUCUCAGGUGCCAAACCAUCCGGCCAACUCCUUCUACUACCCCCGCCUGAAGGAGCUGCCCCCCAUUGCCAGCUUGAAACUCACACGGCAGCACCGAUCGUCCAACCGCCAAACCGUGCUGUCCAACCACAUUCUGCCAAACUCCAUCAGUCCUCGCCAUUUCUCAGAGACACCUCUGGAUUGUGAAGUCUCUCUUUGGUCCUCCUGGGGUCUGUGUCUGGGUCCCUGCUCCAGGGGCGGCAUUCGCCACCGCACGCGUUACAUCCUCCUGCGGCCAGCCAAUGCCGGAAUUCCCUGCCCUGAGCUGGAAGAGCAGGCGGAAUGUGUCCCACACAGCUGUAUGAAGAAUCGUCAGUAACCCACACAGCUGGAGCCACGCUCGACGCUCUGACUCUCAUGUUUUCCGUGCUGGAGCAGAGGACUGUUUCACUGUUGCUACAGGAAGCUAUCGAAGGUUCAAACCUGCAGUGUUGAUGGUCAAACUCUGGAUGUACUUCAUUGACAGAAAGGAGAAAAUAAAGAUGGUUUUGGAUGGCAUACAGGGUCUUGGGAAUAACUUCAAAGUAAUAAGGAAUCACAGAAUUGUCAUAAAUAUCAGAGAAGGUGCAAAAUAAAUAUAAAACAGAAUGCUUUCAGCUCUGUUGUAAACUGACAGUUAAGAGAAAGAAAAAAAAUCUACUUUUCAAUUUUUUUUUUUUUUUUUUUUUAACUGAUGACGUUUUCAUUCAGAUUGUAGACCAGUACUGGCUUAAGCUUGUAAUAAAAUCUUACUUAUGAAGGGCAUGUCUGCACAGAAAUCUCCACACUGAGGUCCUUGCACAUAUUGCAUACAUUUGCAGGCACACAAGUGUUGGGUUACAAGGAUAACCUAAAUACUUGUGGCUUGUGAAGCGCCUUCAAUAAAAUCUGUCCACUAAAUCAACAAACCGGAAAUAUGGAGCACGAAAUGGGGACGACCAACUUUAGAAAAGAAUAAAAGUUAAAAAAAAA